GCCGACACUAUUUAUUUUAGGAGCACCCGGAGACCCGGCUCAGUUAAUUUCAUCUUUUUGACCGAUUAACAGUGUUUUGUGUGGUGUUUUUAUGAAAAUGUCGGCGUCACCUAUUGCGAGGCAAGCGACCCACAGCCAAGCCAUCCCGUCAAGACGGGUGCUGAUCACAGACCCUUCGCAGAUGCCUGAUGUGUACUCGAGCACUCCCGGAGGCACUGUUUACUCCACCACGCCUGGAGGUACCAGGAUAGUAUACGAUCGGUCAUUCAUGAUGUCGCUUAGACAGUCCCCGAUCUCACAAACCCCACCGAAGUGUUCACUGCCUGCAGCUCUUCUGAGGAAUCCGCCAGCAAAUGCUCAGUCCACACCAGUGCAGGCACCCAAACCUUCCUCUAAUUCAAUUGUCUUCGACGAAUCGCAGGAGACAUUCAGCAUGGAUCUCUAAAUAGUUCUAAGUUUAAAUAAGUUAUUUUUUUAAUCUGUGUACAUAAUAAAGAUUAGAAAUUCUAUUUUUAAGCUAUUCUGUCUCUCAUUGUUUAAGAUAUUAUUAAUGUUAGAUGUUUUGGCUUAUUGGAAUUAUAUCAUGUACGCAGAUUUUGUGUUGCAGAGAGAAAAAUAUUAUUAUUGUAAUGCAACAUUUUAGGUUGUAGGUUUUUAAGCGUGACUGAACAUUAUAAAUGCGUUCAAAACGCGAUCCUCCGCCAUGACACACAAAAAAAAAAUAUAAAACCAUAAAUAAAAAAAAAUAACACGAACUUUUUAAUGGAAAGGCUGCAAUGAAUGUGUUUAAAAAAUGAAAAGGAGAAUGGCGGCGGAUUUUUGUAAAUAUAAAUUAGUUCUCUGCGUUUGACGCACAGUUUAGGUGCAGUAGUAUUUUUUAUUAUUAAGCAAGUGCCAUUUAAUGGAAGAUGAUUUUUAUAUUCCUCUUCUCACAUUGGAGUUGCUAAGAAGCUAUGAAAUCUCACUCGAGAUAAAGGCAAAGAUAUUGAAAUUACUUUGAAGUAUUGGUCACAGAUAUUGUCAUAUAUUUUUUGUUGGUAUUGAUUAGUUUUUUCCUAUAAGAAACUAUAAGUAGAGUUUUUGUUUUUAUUCCCAAACAUCACAACUUCAUUUUGGAGUUAAAUAAUUAAUAGACUGUUGUACUCAGCGCCAUCUCUUAGUAGCUUUUGAAAAUAAUCCUACAGGUCUCAUUAAAGUCGCAUUCAUUAUUAAAACGACUAUAAAUUACUUUAUUGAUGAAUUUUUACAAGCAUUUAAUAUUAUUGUGAAAAUGCAAGUAUUGUUUAUAUAAAAGGAUUCUCUAACCUACUUUUAAGUGGAUGCCCGAUCGCUUUUUGUGAGCGCAUGAGAAUUAAGAAGUAAAACUACAAUUCGACUGCCAGAAUGCCAGUAUGAUAACAAUAAAAAUGAAAUAAUAAUUAAA
Molecule: messenger RNA, 1423 nt
Organism: Manduca sexta (tobacco hornworm)
Lineage: Eukaryota; Metazoa; Arthropoda; Insecta; Lepidoptera; Sphingidae
Gene: Thor
Product: eukaryotic translation initiation factor 4E-binding protein 2
Exons: 2
Coding region: 92-445 (117 amino acids)
Biological process (GO): negative regulation of translational initiation
Cellular component (GO): cytoplasm
Molecular function (GO): eukaryotic initiation factor 4E binding
Source: RefSeq, a predicted model, not a curated record